UGAGAUCAUUUCCUUCUUCUUUGUCGCAUGCUUUUCUGACGAGCUGAGAAUAAAAGAAGAUAAAAUGAAUCAAGAAAAACUGGCUAAACUUCAAGCCCAAGUCCGAAUAGGGGGCAAGGGAACAGCACGUCGAAAGAAGAAGGUCGUCCACAGAACGGCAACAGCAGAUGACAAAAAACUUCAGAGCUCAUUAAAGAAACUUGCUGUUAAUAACAUUGCUGGAAUUGAGGAGGUGAACAUGAUUAAGGAUGAUGGCACAGUUAUCCACUUUAACAACCCCAAAGUGCAGGCAUCUCUGUCAGCAAACACAUUUGCCAUCACAGGCCAUGCAGAGACCAAGCAGCUGACAGAGAUGCUCCCUGGAAUUCUGAGCCAACUUGGAGCAGACAGUCUUACGAGUCUGCGCAAACUUGCUGAGCAGUUCCCCAGACAAGUUCUUGAAAACAAAGCUCCCAAAGCAGAAGACAUUGAUGAGGAGGAUGAUGAUGUCCCAGAUCUGGUAGAGAACUUUGACGAAGCAUCAAAAAAUGAAGCAAACUGAUACCUGCAAAGCAUUAACUUGAACUGCACUUCAGAAGGCGUGUUGCAGUAUUUUAAAAUUAGAUAACAAACAUAUCAUUUCAACACUAUUCAGCAAGCCAGAGACUUUUGUAUUUUAAAUUGGCAUCAACCAGUCCAGUCUCUUGCACCUAAACCAGGUGAUAUCUAUUAUGGAAUACGGUUCUGAAUGAAUGCCACACAUUUACUGCUUAAUCAUGACUGGUAUGUGGACAGAAAACUAGUCUUAAUUAUUUUUUGUCAAUGAAAUAAUAAAUAUUAAAAAAUC
Molecule: messenger RNA, 826 nt
Organism: Trichomycterus rosablanca
Lineage: Eukaryota; Metazoa; Chordata; Actinopteri; Siluriformes; Trichomycteridae
Gene: btf3l4
Product: basic transcription factor 3-like 4
Exons: 6
Coding region: 65-541 (158 amino acids)
Source: RefSeq, a predicted model, not a curated record